This is a messenger RNA of Camelina sativa (false flax), 467 nucleotides long. The record is from RefSeq and is a predicted model, not a curated record. Lineage: Eukaryota; Viridiplantae; Streptophyta; Magnoliopsida; Brassicales; Brassicaceae.
CAAUGAGGUCUAGACUUGGUCCUACAAUGCCGCCACCACCGAUUAAUGUGAGGAAUACGAUAGACAGAGCAGACUGGAGUAAUCGCCAACCAACUACAACACCUGGAAGAACACCAACUAGUGCAACACCUUCUGGAAGGACACCUGCUCUGAAGAAGCCAAAGGCCAACGAACCAAAUAAAAGAGAUAUGACAUAUGAGGAGAAGCAGAAGCUAAGUGGCCACUUGCAAAACUUGCCUCCAGAUAAACUAGAUGCAAUUGUACAAAUUGUUAACAAGAGGAAUACUGCUGUGAAGCUACGGGAUGAAGAAAUUGAGGUUGAUAUUGAUAGUGUUGAUCCAGAGACCUUGUGGGAGUUGGACAGAUUUGUAACCAACUACAAAAAGGGCUUGAGCAAGAAAAAGAGAAAAGCUGAGCUAGCUAUUCAAGCUAGAGCAGAAGCCGAGAGGAAUAGCCAACAACAGAUG